Messenger RNA from Lasiosphaeria miniovina, 900 nucleotides. RefSeq lists its product as uncharacterized. Bases 1 to 900 code for a protein of 299 amino acids. Lineage: Eukaryota; Fungi; Ascomycota; Sordariomycetes; Sordariales; Lasiosphaeriaceae. The record is from RefSeq and is a predicted model, not a curated record. The transcript has a single exon.
AUGGCAGAAACCGGCAGCGGCCGCCCCGGCUCGUCAGCCGCUGGCUACCCCUCAACCAUCUCACCAAGUCCGCGGCCCUCGGUGGCCAGUCGCACAAGCCAGUCUAGUCUACGACGAGACCGAGACCGAGACCGAGACCGAGACCACCACGAGGCUUCAACUCUCCCACGGCCCUCUGUGGCGCAUUCGAAUUCCCCGCAACCAGCACCAGCCCCAGAAGGCUUGGGUGAUCCCGCGCCUUUAUCCUCGUCGCCGCCGUCCCAGCCCUCCUUUACCCCCAUAUUCACCCUCCUUGCCUCAAGCACACAUCCAUCACAACGCCAAACGACCCACCACCCAACCGUUCACUACAUAUUUGCCGAUGACGACGCAGAUGAUCUCACGGCUGCCCUAGCCCAUCACCACAGAGCAGGAAGCUGGGGCGACCGUGAGGAUGCCGGAUCGGACAGCGGCCGCGAUCGCGCCAUACUUCUUGACAUGGCUCCAGCAAUAGAAGGCCCCGGAUUUGAGGUGGUGUGGGCCAGCAGCCUGUCGCCUGACUGGGCUGUCGUAUCAGCCCGUGUGGGUCGUAUGGAAGGAGGUGAUGGUGGCAGUUUGGCGGUCGGGCGUAGCAGUAGCCUUGGUGCGUUGGUCUUGAGAAUCGAAGGCGUGAGCCUCGAGUCGCCUUCCGGCGCCGCUAUGCUUACCGGGCCUGUAAAUGCGCCGACGCCUGAGGCGGAUUUGCAGUCAUCAGGGGCUAGUGGCACACGACAACAGCAGCCGGCCGGGGAGGAAUACACUGGCUUGCUCCUGGAGUUUGAGAAACGGAUGGGAGUUCUCCGGCGUGUUGUUGAAGCUGGGGGAGAGAAACACUGCAAGGAUGACGGCGAUCAGCCUGAGGGGGGUGCGGGUCGUGAUUGA